Molecule: messenger RNA, 464 nt
Organism: Saccoglossus kowalevskii
Lineage: Eukaryota; Metazoa; Hemichordata; Enteropneusta; Harrimaniidae
Product: tRNA (guanine(27)-N(2))-dimethyltransferase-like
Biological process (GO): tRNA N2-guanine methylation
Cellular component (GO): nucleus
Molecular function (GO): RNA binding; tRNA (guanine) methyltransferase activity
Source: RefSeq, a predicted model, not a curated record
UAACAGCAUGGCGAAGCAAGCAAGUCAACAAUCCACGUCAGAGGAGACUCUGGAAAGGACUGUCAGUGAAAAUGGGAUCAAAGUUACAAUAAAAUCUAAUCACCUUUCACCAGGAAAGACCAAUUCAUUUUUCAACCCCAAAAUGCGACAAAAUAGGGAGUUAGUGUUGUGCUCUCUUGCAACGUUUGCUGGUGAAAGUGAUGGACCAUUAGAAUGUCUGGAUGCAUUCGGAGCUACAGGAAUUAUGGGCUUACAAUGGGCCAAACACUGUAAUGUACGAGUAGUUAUCUCCGAUAUCAACGAAGAAUCCACGAAUCUGAUCAAGCACAACUGUCGAGAAAACAAGAUGAAUGUCAAAGGUGAUGAUGAUGUCAGUGAAAAUCCCUGUAUUGAAGUUGUUACAUGUGAUGUAAAUGUCUUGAUGCAUCAAAGGGCGUUUGAUUUCAUGUAAGAUUUUACUCCAU